CUACCAUGUUACACGUGUGUGGGCUGUGACGCCAAAUGAAGCUAGCGAGACUCACGGCUAAAGACAGUUGUUACAAAUACAUUUAGCGAACUUUAUCUUAGUGGUUAUUUUACUCAAUAAACAACUGCUAUCACACAACCGCCAUCAAGAUGGUUCGUGCUCAAAGAACAAAACGAUUUAAAUUGCCCCAAAAGACGGAGCAGUAUGAUGAAGAUGACCCUGAAGCAUACAAGGCUAUGCCUGUCCCAGACAAGAAAUCAUCCAAGUACACAAAAGACAAGAUUGAUGAGUUCCACGAUGAGAAAAUAUCAAAACUCCUGGCACGUGGGGUAAAGAUGGACAGCGACGAGGAUAACAUUGACGAAGAGGAGGAAGUGAUGGCCCUGGACAUCUCUGAGUCUGAGGAGGAGGAACAAGAGGAAGAGGAUGAUAUGGAGAGUGAUCUCGAGGGAAAGAAGCAUGAUGAUCUCCCAAACGAACAGGCCUGGGGAAACAGGAAGAAGAUGUUCUAUGACUCUGACUAUGUGGCUGCCAAGGGGAAGACUCAGGAGCAGGUGGAGGCUGAAGAUGCGGAGGAGGAGGAAGAAGCAAAGAACAUUCAGAAACGUUUGGCUGCCAACCUCAGUGAGGAGGACUAUGACCUGAACCUCCUUCAGGAGUUUGCUGUGGAGGAGAAGGAGUUGGAGCAGAGUGUGGACAAGGAGAGGAUUGUGAAAGACCUGAAGCAGAUGUCCCAGAAGGAGAAGAUGAAACUGCUGAAGAAGGAAUCACCCGAAUUUUUGGAACUCAUCCAGGAUUUCAAAGCUAAGUUAUCAGAGUUGAAGGAGGAACUGCAGCCUCUCCUGGAGAUGGUCAAAGAUGGACACAUCCCAGCAGGAAAGGGUGCCAACUACAUCAAGACCAAGCAGCAGCUCUAUUUAAAUUACUGCACAAACAUCAGUUUCUACCUGGUCCUGAAAGCAAAGAGAAUUCCUGCACACAACCACCCGGUGAUUGAGAGAUUGGUGACGUACAGAAACCUGAUCAACGAUCUGGGCGCUGCUGACGCCCGCCUGGCUCCCCAGCUCCGCCUGCUGCUGGCUAGACACCAGAAGGAGAAGCCUGCUAGAAAACCAACGAGCGGCAAGGACACAGAGCAGACCAAGGUGCCUGAAGAGGCUGGCCCCGAGGCGUCAGAGGAAUCGGACUCUGACCUGGAUGAAGAGGCGGCGCUGCUCUUCUACAGAGGGGUGGAGCUGAAGCUGAAGCUCAAGAGGAAGGGCAAGGACCAGCAGGUGGAGGAGAGAUUGGAGGAAGGUGAAGAAGAGGUGGAGGCAGAUGCAGAUGCAAAAAGAGGAAUUACCUAUCAGAUGGCUAAGAACAAAGGGCUUACGCCAAAGAGGAGAAAGAUCGACCGCAAUCCCAGAGUCAAACACAGAGAGAAGUUCAGGAGAGCCAAGAUCCGCAGAAAGGGACAGGUCCGUGAAGUCCGUCGGGAGGAGCACAGAUACAGCGGAGAGUUGUCUGGUAUUCGUGCUGGAGUUAAGAAAAGUAUCAAACUCAAGUAG
Messenger RNA from Hypomesus transpacificus, 1547 nucleotides. It is a transcript of the gene utp3, whose product is annotated as UTP3 small subunit processome component. Bases 150 to 1547 code for a protein of 465 amino acids. The record is from RefSeq and is a predicted model, not a curated record. The transcript has 16 exons. Gene Ontology annotation, cellular component: small-subunit processome; nucleolus. Gene Ontology annotation, biological process: maturation of SSU-rRNA from tricistronic rRNA transcript (SSU-rRNA, 5.8S rRNA, LSU-rRNA). NCBI's taxonomy places the organism in Eukaryota, Metazoa, Chordata, Actinopteri, Osmeriformes, Osmeridae.